AAAAGAAAAAUUAGAUAGUGGAAUUUCCAUUAACUACGUGGCAUUCUUAAGCUUCUCCGUCGCCGUCGCAGCUGCUCGACCAGUUUCAGGCAUUCUUUCUCCAACAAACAAACUGAAAUGGUCGAAUUCUUAUACUGAAAAUAUAAAUCAGAAAUUAUUUUCUUCAUAUUCCAGACACAAACAGAUCGCUCUUAAGGAUUCCAAAAACAAACAACUAUUUUGAUUAGUACUAGGAGAAAACUACGUCGAUGAGUUCUGAUGCUGCCACGGUGGAGGAUGGGUUGCGCAAGCCCUUAUUGCACACGGGAAGCUGGUAUCGCAUGGCGGGAAUGGGCUCUCGCCAGUCCAGCAUUAUGGGCUCUUCUGCCCAGAUCAUCCGGGAGUCUAUCUCCAUUUUUCUCUGCGUCUUCAUUGUCGCCCUAGGCCCGAUCCAAUUUGGCUUCACAUGUGGAUACUCUAAUCCUACGCAAUCAGAGAUCAUUAACGAUCUUGGACUUACCAUUUCCGAGUUUUCAAUAUUUGGUUCAUUAGCAAAUGUGGGUGCAAUGGUUGGUGCAGUAGCAAGUGGCCAGAUUGCGGAAUACAUUGGACGAAAAGGGUCACUGAUGAUCGCUUCAAUUCCAAAUAUAAUUGGAUGGCUAGCAAUUUCAUUUGCAAAAGACUCGUCAUUUUUAUACAUGGGAAGGUUGUUGGAAGGAUUUGGCGUUGGCAUAAUAUCUUACACGGUGCCUGUAUACAUUGCUGAGAUAGCACCUCAAAACCUAAGAGGGAGCCUUGGAUCUGUUAAUCAGCUUUCAGUAACAAUUGGAAUAAUGCUGGCAUAUCUAUUGGGACUUUUUCUACCUUGGAGAGUGCUUGCAGUUUUAGGAAUUUUGCCAUGCACAGUCUUGAUCCCUGGUCUUUUUUUCAUACCAGAAUCUCCUCGUUGGUUGGCCAAAAUGGGCCUGAAUGAAGACUUCGAAACUUCCCUGCAAGUUUUACGGGGAUUUGAUACAGACAUCUCAAUUGAAGUAAAUGAGAUUAAGAGAUCUGUGGCAUCGUCAACCAAAAGAACUGCUAUCCGAUUUUCUGAGCUUAAGAGAAGAAGAUAUUUGUAUCCUUUGAUGGUAGGAAUUGGACUACUUGUACUUCAGCAACUCAGCGGCAUCAAUGGCGUUCUGUUCUAUUCAAGUAACAUAUUUAAAUCUGCAGGGAUUGCAUCCAGUAAAGCUGCAACAUUUGGUCUUGGGGCUAUUCAGGUUAUUGUCACUGGGAUUACAACAACUUUGGUGGACAGAAUGGGCCGCAGGGUUCUUCUGAUAGUAUCCUCAUCUCUAAUGAGUGCUAGUAGCCUCCUUGUUGCAAUUGCAUUCUAUUUGGGGGAUAUUUUAUCAGAACAUACUCGCUUUGCCUUGGGAAUAUUGUCACUCAUUGGGCUUGUGGUAUUGGUGAUUGGUUUCUCUAUAGGACUUGGAGCUAUACCAUGGGUUAUAAUGUCAGAGAUACUUCCUGUAAACAUUAAAAGUCUUGCUGGCAGUGUAGCAACACUGGCCAAUUGGUUGACAGCAUGGGUGGUUACAAUGACAGCAAAUUUGCUUUUCACUUGGAGCAAAGGAGGAACUUUUCUCAUCUAUUCAAUAGCAUCAAUAUUUACAGUAGCAUUCGUGAAGCUUUGGGUUCCAGAAACCAAGGGAAGAACAUUGGAAGAAAUUCAAUAUUCCUUUAGAUGAUACAGUUUGCAAGAGCACAGGUGUUCUCAAAUUUGGUUUCAUGAUAAUAUUUUUAGUGAAUACUUUUGCUUUCCUCAGUAUUUCUUUGCAUUUAUCUUUUGAAUAUAGGAGGUUGGUUUAUUUUGUAAAAGUCAAUCGAGUGGUUUGUGCUGUUCUGUUUGACAGCAGCGUACUCCUAAAAAAAUGUUUUUUUCACACACGAUUAUUACAUUUCUUGUUCAAUAAGAGUGUUGAGAUCAAGAACGA
Molecule: messenger RNA, 1955 nt
Organism: Olea europaea var. sylvestris
Lineage: Eukaryota; Viridiplantae; Streptophyta; Magnoliopsida; Lamiales; Oleaceae
Product: sugar transporter ERD6-like 6
Exons: 18
Coding region: 249-1709 (486 amino acids)
Biological process (GO): carbohydrate transport; transmembrane transport
Cellular component (GO): membrane
Molecular function (GO): sugar transmembrane transporter activity
Source: RefSeq, a predicted model, not a curated record